AUGGUCAAUACUAUGCCUUCGAAAACCACACCAAACACUCCUCAGUAUCUUUCCAACAAGACGUUUCAAAAAGAAGCAUCUCUUCCUAAUUUGCCUGUGCCACCGUUGAAUGAAACUUUGAAACAAUUGAAAGAAUCAUUGUUACCAUUGUUGAAUAAAGAGGAAUUGAUUCAAUUGGAUAAGAAGAUUGAAGCAUUUAAGAAAUCACCAAUCUCUUCAGUUUCACAGAAUCAUCUUUUGAAAUUCCAUCAAAAUGAAGAUUGUUAUUUAGAUCAUUUGAAUCUUGAUCAUAUAUUGAUUGAUCAUAAAGCAUUACCAAGAAACCCCUUUUUAAUUUUGGAAAAUGACCCAUUGAAACAAAUCCAUUGGGAUCAAAGUCAAUCUGAUCGUGCUGCUGUGUUGACUACUUCUGCUUUGAAAUUUAUUAGUUCUUUGAGAUUAGGUACAUUGACCCAAGAUCAAACUUUUGCUAGUGGAAUUCCGUUGACAAUGAAGCCAUAUUUGAAUUUAUUUGGUACUACAAGAAUUCCAGAAUUUGAUAGUAUUAGAUCCAAGACAAAUUUGAAUAGUGAUUAUAUCUUGAUCUUAUCAAAAUCACAAUUUUAUACUUUGAAAGUUUUGAAUGAUUCAAAUGAAUUGAUCUUUACAAAUAAAGAAUUAAAGAAAAUCUUGGAAGAUUUAUUGGAAGAGAUCGAAAAUGUGGAAAAUCCAAAUAGUACAGCUAUUGGUUCAAUCACAUCUGAUACUUAUAAGCAUUGGAAAUCUUCUAGGGAAUAUUUACAACGUGAAUUCAAAUCAAAUUUAAAUAAAAUUGAUGAUGCAUUAUUUGUAUUGGUUUUAGAUCAUUCAGAACCUAAUGAUACAAAUGAAGAUUUAGCCAAAACAAUUUCAGUAGGAACAUUGAAUAUUGAUUCUAGUGGUGUUCAAACUGGCUCUUGUACUUCAAGAUGGUAUGAUAAGUUACAAUUGGUUGUUACUAAAAAUUCAGUCGCUGGUGUUAUUUGGGAUUCAUUUACUGCUGAUGGUACAAGUGUACUGAGAUUUACAUCUGAUAUUUUCACUGAUUCUGUUUUAAGAUUAGGUGAUGGUAAUUAUACAUUGUUUCCAGGUGUUUCUAUAGCUAAACCAAGUGAUGCACCAAAUUCAAGUAAACCAAAACCUGAAAAAUUGGAUUGGAAUUUUGCACCAGAUGCUGAAACUUCUUUACAUCUUUCAGAAACAAGAUUGACUGAUUUGAUUUGUACUCAUUUAACAACAACAAAAACUUUAAAAUUUGGUCGUAAUUUUGCUAAAAAAAUUGGUGUUAAAGCUGAUAGUUUAAUUCAAGUUGCUUUACAAAUUGCUCAUUAUGCAUUAUAUGGUCGUCCAAUAUCAACUGUUGAACCUGUAUCAACUAGAGGUUUUAAAAAUUCAAGAUCUGAAUUAUAUCCAGUUCAAAAUGAUAUUAUCACCAAGACUUGUCAAAUUUUCAUUAGUGAUUCAUCAUUAGAAACUAGAUGGAAAUCAUUUAUUGAUAGUUGUAAUUUCCAUUCUGAUAACUUGAAAAAGUCUUCAGAAGGUGAAGGUUUUGAAAAACAUUUGAAAGCUUUACAAAAUAUUUAUUUACAACGUGAAAUUUUCAAUCAUUUAACUCCAGAAUUUGGAUUCAUAACUGAUGAAUUACCUCCUUUAUUGUUUGAUGAUAUUAUUUAUCCAUUAUUUGUUCCUGAUUUAGUUGCUUCAAAUUGCGGUAAUCCUGCAAUGAGAUUAUUUGGAUUAACACCAGCAGUUGCUAAUGGAUUUGGUAUUGGUUAUAUCAUUAAAGAUGAUGUUACUGAAAUUUGUUUGAUUACUCAAUAUAGACAAAAUGAAAGAUUUUUAUCAACUUUAGAUUGGGUUUUACAUCAAUUGCAACAUAUUUGGAAACAUGUUGGUAAAGUUAAGAUACCACAUGCUCAUGAAUUAGAUAAUAAUCUAAGAGGUCAUAGGGAUGUUGAAUCUAUUUCACUCAAGUCUGAUAUACAAGCAAGUGUGAUGUCAAGAUCUACAACUGCUGGUUCAAGUGAUGAAGAUAUUGAUAUAGCUCUUGGUGGGUAUGGUUAUUUUGAUAUUGAUGAUUUGACCAUAAGAUCAACAGUUCAAUCAAGAGCACCAACACCAUCAAUCUCCGCUCAUACUAGUUCAACUAAUUUAAAGGGGAAACAAUUUGAAGUUGAUCAAAACUUUGGUAGAAAAAUCAUUAAUGAACGUUUAAAAGAUUCUUUUGAAAAACAUGAAAGUGAUCAUAGUGAUUCCAAUAGUUCUUCUUCCAAUACGAAUACUAGUAGAAGUUCAGGUUCACGCUAUGAUACUAAGUUUGAUAGAGGUCAAGUCGGUAAAAAAGUCACCGUCAAUGAUGAUUGA
Molecule: messenger RNA, 2382 nt
Organism: Hansenula ciferrii
Lineage: Eukaryota; Fungi; Ascomycota; Saccharomycetes; Phaffomycetales; Wickerhamomycetaceae
Gene: YAT2
Product: carnitine O-acetyltransferase YAT2
Exons: 1
Coding region: 1-2382 (793 amino acids)
Biological process (GO): carnitine metabolic process
Cellular component (GO): cytosol
Molecular function (GO): carnitine O-acetyltransferase activity
Source: RefSeq, a predicted model, not a curated record